UGGAGAUUGCACGCACGUUUGUCUCGCCAGCGACGUCGACUGUGUGACGGGUGUGGCCCAGCGCUUGAUCCGCCGCCGGCAAAUUAGUCCCAUGUUUGGAGUGAGAUUAAGUGAAGCCUCACUAAUCAACUAUGUAAUAAAGGAACUACUCUCCUAGUAUGCCAUCUAGUAAAAAAUGUGAUGUCGCAUUCUAUUUAUUAAAAAAAAAGAGAUACAUUGUAUGUUUACUGCUAUAAAGUUUACCCGCGCGUGGAGCGGAAACGUCCCCCGAUUCACUUCUUCCCCGCGCGUGUGCCCGAGCCAGCGGUUUUCUUCUCAGAUCAGCGGCGCAUGAGGUUAUGGAAGGGGACAAGCGACACCGGAUCCGAGCAGGGAGCGAGAGAUGUUGAAGAUCCAGUACGCGGUGGUGCGGGCGGAGCACAACGGCGCGGGGCCGGCCACCAAGGCACCAAUGCGGGGGCCGUCGCACCGUAUCACCCGCCCCAUCCCCUUCUUUUUGAUCUGCCCCCGCACGAACUGCACGGCUAGAACCCUAGCACCUUCUUCCUCUGUCCGAUUCCAAACCCGCGCGCCGCCUCAUGACUGCCUCCUGCCCAGUUCGCGGAGGCCGGAACCAGAGACCACCAUGGCGGGCGGGAAGAUCCAGAAGAAGCGGCAGGCGGCGACGGCUGCAGCGCAGGGUCCCGUUCGAGAAGUCCAACGGCCAGCAUAUCCUGAAAAACUCGACGCUGGUGGACUCCAUCCUCGCCGAGGUCGGCCUCAAGCCGCCACCGGCACGGGGAACCUCAGCAACCGCCUACUCGAGGCCGGCGGCAAGGUUGUUAUCGCCGUCAAGCUUGACCCAGGGAUGGUUCUCGAGCUCAGCCGCUGGUUCCACGGCCCCGCCCUCUCCUCACACCUCAAGAGGUCUGUGGAGGAGGGGAAGAUGUACUAUGAUAAUAGUCCAAAGUAUGAGCUCUCAUGCGGGAGUGAGAUAUUGGAGGUAUCCAAACUCAUCUCAGCCACAACAUCAUGGCCACAACGAAAGACAAUGUCGGUGCUGACUGCAGAAGAGGCUUGCAAGCUUUAUGCAUCCCAUGGUGGAAUCAUCCACAUCUCCCAAGGCCUUCUCGGCCACAAUGAACCGAUUUUGUAACGCAGCUCAGAAGACAGUCGAAUACUGAUUGCGGUUGCGCAGGCUCCUAGCGCCCAUGUUUAGCUUGCCGUCUUCUUCCUCAA
Messenger RNA from Brachypodium distachyon (stiff brome), 1218 nucleotides. Its product is annotated as ribosomal RNA small subunit methyltransferase. The transcript has 2 exons. NCBI's taxonomy places the organism in Eukaryota, Viridiplantae, Streptophyta, Magnoliopsida, Poales, Poaceae. The record is from RefSeq and is a predicted model, not a curated record. The coding region runs from base 383 to 1135 and encodes 250 amino acids.